AUGGCCGGGCUCCUGCCGCUGCUGCUGCUCCUGCUGCCGGCGGGACCCGCCGGGGGCUCCAAGGACGAGUGUUUCUCCAAGCUCUUCACGGCCAGCGGGGAUUGCUGCCGGGCCUGCAACGUGGGCGAGGGCGUGGCGCAGCCCUGCGGGGUCAACCAGACGGUGUGCGAGCCCUGCCUGGACAGUGUCACCUUCUCGGACACGGUGAGCGCCACGGAGCCGUGCAAGCCGUGCACGCAGUGCGAGGGGCUGCAGAGCAUGUCCGCGCCCUGCGUCGAGUCGGACGACGCCGUUUGCCGCUGCACCUACGGAUACUUCCAGGACGAAUCCAGCGGGAGCUGCCGCGAGUGCCGCGUGUGCGAGGUGGGCUUCGGCCUCAUGUUCCCCUGCAAGGACUCGCAGGACACGGUGUGCGAGGAGUGUCCCGAGGGCACCUUCUCCAGCGAGGCCAACUUCGUGGAUCCCUGCCUGCCGUGCACCACGUGCGAGGAGAACGAGCUGCUGGUGCGGGAGUGCACGGCCGCGGCCGAUGCCGAGUGCCGGGGUCUCCACCCUCGCUGGACAACGCAGAGCCCGUCCCUGGGGGGCUCCGAGAGCCCCGAGCCGGCCAGCAGGGAGCCGCUGGGCACCGAGGGGGCGGCCACCACCGCGGCCAGCACGGCCACCACUGUCAUGGGCAGCUCACAGCCCGUGGUGACCCACGGCACCAGCGACAACCUCAUCCCCGUCUACUGCUCCAUCCUGGCCGCCGUGGUGGUGGGGCUGGUGGCCUACAUCGCCUUCAAGAGGUGGAACAGCUGCAAGCAGAACAAGCAGGGAGCCAACAACCGCCCGGUGAACCAGACACCGUCACCCGAGGGGGAGAAGCUGCACAGCGACAGCGGCAUCUCCGUGGACAGCCAGAGCCUGCAUGACCAGCAGCCCCCCGGGCAGGGCACCCAGGGGCCAGCCCCCAAGGCGGACAGCAGCCUGUACUCGGCGCUGCCGGCCAGCAAGCAGGAGGAGGUGGAGAAGCUGCUGGGCAGCUCGGCCGAGGACACGUGGCGGCAGCUGGCGGGCGAGCUGGGCUACAAGGAGGACCUGAUCGACUCCUUCACCCGCGAGGAGUCCCCGGCGCGGGCGCUGCUGGCUCACUGGGCCUGCCGCGAGUCGGCCACGCUGGACGCGCUGCUGGCCGCCCUGCGCCGGCUCCAGCGCGGGGACAUCGCCGACAGCCUGGCCAGCGAGUCCACGGCCACCUCCCCCGUCUGA
Messenger RNA from Pseudopodoces humilis (Tibetan ground-tit), 1251 nucleotides. RefSeq names its product nerve growth factor receptor (gene NGFR). Gene Ontology annotation, biological process: Rho protein signal transduction. The record is from RefSeq and is a predicted model, not a curated record. Gene Ontology annotation, cellular component: cell surface; plasma membrane. Lineage: Eukaryota; Metazoa; Chordata; Aves; Passeriformes; Paridae. Gene Ontology annotation, molecular function: coreceptor activity; nerve growth factor binding; death receptor activity.